ACAGUGACGUGUGUCUGUGUCUGUGUGUAAAUAACCGUUGGUUGAGACAUUUAAAUAGACAGCUGUCAGAAAAGACAACGGAGCGACCACGCUGCCGGCCGUCCCAGACUGCCGCACUCGGCGCUACGAUGCUGCAGCACGACUCCCCGAGGACCUCGCCGGCGUUUCUCGUCUCAAAGAAAAGACCGUCUCCGAGACCCACCGCGCCCGCGCCCGCCCUCGCUCAGAACUUCGCCGAAACGCUGCCGACGGAGAUGAGCGCGAAGAUCUUCGGCGAGCUGGACGCGGAGAGCCUGUGCAGCGCCGCGCGCACCUGCCGGCUGUGGCACGACAUCAUCGCGGAGAGCGAGCAGGUGUGGGCGAGCCAGUGUGUGCCGGUCCGAGCCGUGUGUCAGAGGGAGGUGGACGGAGACAGGCGGGACGGCCUGUCCUGGAAGGUGACCCUGGUGAAGAACUACAGGAGGAGCUGUGUGAAGAGGGACUGGCUGAGAGGGCGCUACAGCCACGUCAGGUCGGCCCAGGAGCUCAGCGGCAGGAAGAUGGUGCCGCUGGACGCCGAGACCUGGGGGGAGAUCCUGCAGGCCGAGCUGGACAGAUGACCCCCCCAACCCCACCCCACCCAACCACACACACACACAGAAACACACACACAUGCUGUACUUCACGGAUCUUAAUUCAAAAAAGCACCUCUGGCACUUCUGAGUGCCAGAUUGUAAAUCUCUUAAUAUAUUUUAUACUUUUUGUCUUUUUAUGUAAAUACACACAAAACAAUUGUACAUAUAUUUUUAUUUUUUAUUUUAAUUUGUUGUUAAUUUUUUUUUAAGAAAAAAAAAGGAUCAUGAAGAAAAUGAAACGAUGACAUUAUGGGAUGGAAUUAUGUUGAAAUCGAGCUUUUAUUGCGUUGAUGUAAAAACGGCCGAGAUGCAAUAAAUAAUCAUUAAGAGUG
This is a messenger RNA of Perca fluviatilis (European perch), 946 nucleotides long. Its product is annotated as F-box only protein 48. Gene Ontology annotation, molecular function: protein binding. Bases 129 to 599 code for a protein of 156 amino acids. The record is from RefSeq and is a predicted model, not a curated record. Lineage: Eukaryota; Metazoa; Chordata; Actinopteri; Perciformes; Percidae. The transcript is spliced from 3 exons. Gene Ontology annotation, cellular component: SCF ubiquitin ligase complex. Gene Ontology annotation, biological process: SCF-dependent proteasomal ubiquitin-dependent protein catabolic process.